AAUUAUAGAGGAUUACACGGAUUUGGCUUCAGACUGCUUUUUUAAUGAGGUAGAGUCAAAUGACUUGAAACAUGCUCACAAAAAUUUUUCAACAUUCAAACGUGACUGACAGUCUGCACGUGGGCAUCGAAAGGGUUUGAGCACUGGAAUCUCUCUUUGAGUCACGUGAAGAAUAUUCAGGAGUAAAUAUCUCAAGUAUUCCAAGAUGGAACAAGGGGCCAAGCGGAAAGCAAUAAAGAUGCCAAGCAACAGGGAAUUCGUAGUGGUCAAAAGGCUUGAACAGCCACCAAAUUAUGAAUCACUUCUGAGUUUAUCCGUGAGAUGAACAAAAUCGGUUCUUCAAUAUUAAGCCAUAGUUUACAAAAGUCUACAAGAGCUUCAAUCAGUAGAUUCGAAGAUAAGAUGUGGUAACAGUACAUGGUUCUAACUAUAAUGUAAUGAUAAGG
Molecule: messenger RNA, 446 nt
Organism: Marchantia polymorpha subsp. ruderalis
Lineage: Eukaryota; Viridiplantae; Streptophyta; Marchantiopsida; Marchantiales; Marchantiaceae
Source: the annotation of a GenBank genome assembly